UGUGUGUCGUGAACAUUUUUUGGAGCCUCUGGAAAAAAAAAGGAAAGAAGAAAAAAGUGGGACUGUGAAGUGACAGAAAUGAUGUGAUGGAGAGCCAAGAGGCGGCACCGAGCGUUUGAUAUGCCUGAUUUUGGGGCCAGUAUGCCGGCGUUUUUUUCAAAUCCGUGCACCGUGAGAUUUUGUCGAAUAACGGGAGACCUGCACAGCUGCUGCCGGUAUGUGAGCGACUUCACACACUGAAGGUAAUAACAUUAAUAAAAAAAACCCGGCUCUGGUGUUUGCUCUUGAAUUUCUGUUUCCUCUCCCUCUCUUUUUCUCUUGCAUCAAUUUGAUGCUGCGUGAGGCUGCUGGGCGAUGAUGCAUCGGUGGGGUUUGACUGUGUGAAUUCGCAUCUUAUCAAGUCUAUUCACCCUGCUCGGACUUCGGCAAUGUAAAUUCGAGCAAUCAAACCAGUUUUUUAUUCUUGCUGACCCACCUUGCGACAAAAGAAAGAAUAUGCCUUAUUUCGACGCGAGGUGUGAGGAUGCCUGUAGCUGUGAUUGUGUCAUUGCUGCGGCACACUCCGGAGCUCCUCGGCUCAAGACAGACACAACUAACCUCAGCUGAAGAGAAGACAGCGAGCUAUCAAGUGCUUUACCACCCCGACGUAAGCCAUACGAGCCCCGUGCAUGUAUGUGGGAGAAGGCCGAGCUGCUGCUGCUGCUGCUGACACUCUCCAGGGAGGCUUCUGUUGCUCUGAGGUUUUGGGGCUUCCCAAGAACUGCCACAUCCCCAAAUCCGUUUGAGGACUGCUGAGAGCUUACAAGCUUCCUGAUGCUUUUUGGAGGGCAGCCCUGAUGCAUCUUGUGAGCGUGAAAACUCAGAGAGCCCUUUUGCCAGGUUUGCAUCACCACCAGACAGGAGACAGAGCAGACGGUAACUCUGUGUGUGUCAUGUUAGAGGCUGGACUCUCGCCUGCUCCCUCCUGCUCUCAGCCAAAAUCUCUGACCUGCCCUGUCUGAGGCCCUUUUUGUGUACGAGCAUCACUUGCUUCAACAAGCCAGAACAGCACAACGGGAAACAGUGGCAAGCAGCACCAACAGUUUGCAGACAUUACUGUUUGUGUGACCCCCCCAACAUCCCUCUAUCAAAAUAAGAGCCCCCGGAAACCAGGGUCAGGAUGCAGGUGUCUUUCGCCUGCACCGAGCACAACCUCAAGAGUCGCAGUGAGGACCGGCUUUGUGGCCUUCGCACUGCUCCACCUCCUGGAGGAAGCAGUGGAGGAGUAGGGGGAGGCGGUGGAGGAGGAGGAGGUGGUGGUGGUGGUAGUGGAGGAGGAGGAGGCGGAGGUGGUAGUGGAGGAGGAGGUAGUGGACAAGGGAGUAAUGGCAACUACAUGUCCCAAGGCUCGGUCAAGACCAGGGAGGGUCCCGGGUCCCGGCAGACUCCACAGGGCCAUGCCCACAUGAAGGAGGCCAUCGGGCGCCACACCAGUAUGAAGUACAGGAACCUGGGGAAAUCAGGCCUACGUGUUUCCUGCCUCGGGUUAGGCACCUGGGUGACAUUUGGAUCACAGAUCUCUGAUGAGAUGGCAGAGAACUUGAUGGCCAUAGCUUAUGAGAACGGAGUGAACCUGUUUGACACAGCAGAGGUGUACGCCUCUGGAAGGGCGGAAAUCACUCUAGGGAACAUCAUCAAGAAGAAAGGAUGGAGGCGUUCAAGUUUUGUCAUCACAACGAAAAUCUACUGGGGAGGCCAAGCGGAGACAGAGCGAGGACUCUCCAGAAAGCACAUUAUUGAAGGUUUAAGAGGAUCCUUAUCAAGACUCCAGCUAGAUUAUGUGGACAUCGUUUUUGCCAACAGAAACGAUGUUAACAGCCCGAUGGAAGAGAUUGUACGGGCCAUGACGUUUGUAAUAAACCAGGGCAUGGCCAUGUACUGGGGAACAUCACGCUGGAGUGCCAUGGAAAUCAUGGAGGCGUACUCAGUGGCACGCCAGUUCAACCUGAUCCCGCCUGUGUGUGAGCAGGCAGAGUAUCACUAUUUCCAGAGGGAUAAAGUGGAGGUGCAGCUUCCUGAGCUCUACCACAAGAUCGGCGUUGGAGCAAUGACCUGGUCUCCACUUGCUUGUGGAUUAAUCACAGGGAAGUACAGUGAUGGUGUACCAGAGUGCUCCAGAGCAGCAAUGAAGGGAUACCAGUGGCUAAAGGAGCGAGUGAACAGCGAGGAGGGCCGCAGGCAGCUCGCUAAAAUCAAGGAGCUCCAUCUACUGGCAGACAGACUGGGCUGCACUGCUGCACAGUUAGCCAUAGCCUGGUGUCUGCGCAGUGAGGGAGUCAGCUCAGUACUUCUGGGUGUUUCUAAUACAGACCAGCUACUUGAGAACCUGGGUGCCCUACGGAUUUUAUCCCAAAUGACCCCUCAAACCAUUACCGAGAUUGAUGCCCUGCUGGGAAACAAGCCACACUCCAAGAAAGAGCUGCGCGCCUGAAGAUGCAAAUCUGAGUGACAGAUGAUGUUUCGAGAAGACAAAGAAGACAAUGACAUUGGGAAACAUCGCUUUUUGCUCUGCUGUAUACUCAACAACUUGCAUGUCCUUGGCAACAUUAUGCUUCCAGUAUGUGCGCAUAUCCAUUUUGCGCAAUACAUUGUAUCAUGUAUGAAAAAAAAAGAAGAUCUCUCAAUCGUGAAAAAAAACAAAAACAGGUCAUAUAUUGCUCACUGCCGAUUGUUCACAGACUAAUUAUUUCCACAGAGGGGGAGGAUGGUUGGAGCAACAGGUCUCUGCCAUCCAAAGAGACUGAGAGAUGUGAAAAGAUAUUCAACUAUUGUCAAAGCAGAUUUGACUCUCGUUAAUCAGAUGUUCUAAAGCGGGGGGAAAAAACACACACCUCUGUGCUAAAAUGCAACUUUAAAGCGUGAAUGGUGCUUUCAUUGGACAUCAGAGUCUCCUCCCCUCGCAGCUGCCUGUUAUUCUGUAUGAUGUUUAGUACCCAGCAGCCAGAGAGCCAAAGGUUAGUACUCAUGUGUCUAGCCUAACAUUCCCCAUAAUGUGCAUGUGACUGGUCUGCCACGCUCACUGCUUUACAGGGUUGGGAACAAAGGAUUACUUGUUAAGUCAUUACAGUGAAAAAAAAAGCCUAAUCCAGUCUGGUAUAACUUGAAAAAAACAGCAGAGCACAUGCUUUUAAAAAAAAUAGGCGAAUUGAUGUAUUACUUUGAAAGUAAAUAUUGUGAAUAUUUUUAAAUAUAUUGAAGUUGUGACUGAUUUGAGCACAAACUACUUGAUCUAAAUUAAAAUGAAUGAUACUGCAACAUUAGCUAAUAGACUGGUUUUUGAAUUAGAGUGGAUUAUAUCUCAUUAUUACAAUCUGAAAUUGGCAAUCAGGAAUCAGUAGUGGGUAAGAUUUUGAAAGUAACUUUCCCAACCCUGCUGCUUUCUCAGCAGUCUUUUUGCCUCUUCUGUUUGUAAACUGUGCGCAUGUCCCUUUAAGAGAGAAUAGCCCUAUCGGGGUGUAAAUGUGGCAUGGCUUUUAUGGCUUAUGUAGAUUUGCAGUGCCCUUGUAAGCCAUUUUUUUACUCUAAAUGGUCUGGCAGUCUGAUCCAGGAUCCGUGCUGGCGGGCACUCUUGCUUUAAACAGACUCUCUGCAGUCUGCAGACACGGCUGUGUGUCCAUCCGGCGUAUAAUCUUUGUAUUGUCCUAAACUGUAUCAAAAGAUGUUGACAGCACUCUCUCUCGACGAUGCCGUUCUUGUGAAGAGCAUCAUUGUUUCUAGAUCAGAGGUCUGAGACAGUCGGACUAUGUGGAAAGGUCACUGAGCAUCUGACACAAGGAUUUGGACACACUGUGGUGAACUAGUAGUUUUCAAAUGAUAGGACAUAAAUGAUUAGUCUGAGUUUAUCAAAUGUGAUAUGACUCUUGCCACAGGUCACUUGGGGUAAGAUUUAGCAAAUGUAACUUCUUUUUUUUUGUGGAAGCCUAAAAAUAUAGCUUCUCUGCUCAUUUCUCUGGG
Messenger RNA from Epinephelus moara (kelp grouper), 3993 nucleotides. RefSeq names its product voltage-gated potassium channel subunit beta-3. The transcript is spliced from 14 exons. Gene Ontology annotation, molecular function: potassium channel regulator activity; voltage-gated potassium channel activity; transmembrane transporter binding. The record is from RefSeq and is a predicted model, not a curated record. Lineage: Eukaryota; Metazoa; Chordata; Actinopteri; Perciformes; Serranidae. Gene Ontology annotation, cellular component: membrane; cytoplasm; voltage-gated potassium channel complex. Bases 1160 to 2470 code for a protein of 436 amino acids. Gene Ontology annotation, biological process: potassium ion transport; regulation of potassium ion transmembrane transport.